Molecule: messenger RNA, 796 nt
Organism: Daldinia caldariorum
Lineage: Eukaryota; Fungi; Ascomycota; Sordariomycetes; Xylariales; Hypoxylaceae
Product: RmlC-like cupin domain-containing protein
Exons: 2
Coding region: 133-696 (187 amino acids)
Cellular component (GO): intracellular anatomical structure
Source: RefSeq, a predicted model, not a curated record
CUAUUAUUUCUAAUAUUUACAUAUUACUUACUAUAUUAUAUCAUCCCAUCAUCUCAUCUCUCGUCCCCAUCAAACUUUCUUGUUUCUUUUCUCUUAAGCACCGUGCAUUUCCAGCUACCAGGCCAUCGCAAAAUGCAUUUUACUUCGGGGCUCACCAGACCAUUGGGCCUGUUGCUCGUAAGCGCGAUAGGAGCUCGCGCUGCCGGUUUACACUACAAGCCAUCAACCCCGAUAAGCCAGCGCAGCGCUCAGGAGGUCGUCUCACAGCUCAACCUCAUCCCCAACGAGGAGAAGGGCUACUACGUGCAGACCUUUGAGGACGCCGACUCCGUCACGAGGGCCUCGAGCAACGGCACCCGAUCCGCCAGCACCGCCAUCUACUACCUGCUCGAGGGCGCGGCGGGGUCGUCCUACUGGCACCGGGUCGACGCGGUCGAGGUCUGGCACUUCUACGCCGGCGCGCCGCUGACCCUGUCGCUCUCGGACAACGACGGCAAGCCCCCCGUCGACGUGGUGCUCGGGCCAGACGUCUUCAACAACGAGCAGCCGCAGGUGGUCAUCCCGAAGGGCACGUGGCAGAGCGCGCUUUCGAGCGGCGAAUGGACUCUAGUCGGUACUACCGUGGCCCCGGGUUUCGUCCCAGAUGGCGUGGAACUUGCCCCGCCUGGCUGGAAACCGGACGGAGCUCGAGGAUGAAGCGCAAAUCAUAGGAGCGAAGGCUGAGACAGAACGCAAAACCACGUGUCUCAUAGUUAUUCCACAGAAUCAGCCAGCAUAGUAAUAUUAAUAAAGAUGC